Molecule: messenger RNA, 180 nt
Organism: Sodiomyces alkalinus F11
Lineage: Eukaryota; Fungi; Ascomycota; Sordariomycetes; Glomerellales; Plectosphaerellaceae
Product: glucocorticoid receptor-like (DNA-binding domain)
Exons: 1
Biological process (GO): regulation of DNA-templated transcription
Molecular function (GO): sequence-specific DNA binding; zinc ion binding
Source: RefSeq, a predicted model, not a curated record
CGGGCUGCACCCCCAGGGCGAUGCCACAGCUGUAACAGAAUAGACACACCUGAGUGGCGCAGAGGGCCGGACGGUGCGAGGACUCUUUGCAACGCCUGCGGCCUGCACUACGCCAAAUUGGAACGCAAGCGGCAACUCGAGGCGAGGCAAAUACGACCGAAGACCCCUCCACGACCGUGA